GCCAUGUCCUCGCCCUGGUAUCUUCCAAAGACCAAAUUCUUCGAUCAUUUUUCUUAAUCAUUUUUAAAUAGUUUGCAAUGUAAAUACACAUUUAUUUGAAGAUAAACAUAAUAGGUAAAUAAAUAAGCCCGCAUUCUGUGAGCACUCAAGAAGCGUUUUGGUGUCCAAGACAAACCACGCUAUCACCUCGAGCCUCCAUUUUGGUUUGGUGAGUGCUGGUUUAAUGUUAAAACUACACUACACUACUACACUAAUGCAGUUUUAUUAACGACACGUUUAGGAACAAUCAGAUAUUUUUUUUCCUCAUAAAAAUUUAUUGACGGACUUGAAAGCAUGCACCACCACUUGCUGAAUAUAAUCCCUAUUGUGGCCAAGUGCUCAAGCACCGUUUCACACCUCCUCGAAUAUUUCUUAAAACUCCGUUUAAUGAGGGCUGCCCCGAAUAGGGUUUAUUUAAAACUGAUAGUAACCAAAGUUUCAAUAAGAAACAUCAAACCAAAAUCCUACAGCUUAACCACAAAUAAUUCAGUUUUAUUCAUGUUUCAAAAAAGUAUGCCUCUUACAGUAAUUAGUUAGAAAAUAUAAAUGAGCUAAUCCAUCAGCGACUUGCACAGAUGAUGGAUUGUUAAUUAUAAUAACAAUGGGGAAAGGAUGCGCAAAACCCAGAUAGAGCAAAGCGAGAAGGCUAUAUGCUCGACAAAGAUGAAUUACAGAGAGAAAUAGUGCCCUUGUAAGAUUAAAAUAUAUAUAUAUAUUUCAUAGAAGCCAAAUGUCUUCUCUCAUCUGAGAAAUACAUAUUAGGGCAAUGUAAUAUCUAUCUCUAGGACAGCAUGUAAGGUUACCUAAUGAAACAUGUGAAUUAAGCAGCCUGCUGCAACCCUGAUAUGAAUUGGUAUUGCAAGACAACCCGCGCAUUGAUCUGCUGUGCACUUUUUCCAAGGAGUAAAUGUAAUCACGUGUUUCAUAGUCGUCCAAUCGCAGCUCGGGAAGCUUUCAGAAAUAAUUACCUGGCUUGAUUGUUCUAUGGGCAGAUAAAAAAAAGUACACAUGCACUCCAUAUAAUAAUCGGAUGCAUGUAAAAGAGACGGAAACAGCGCCAUGUCGACUACGGGUCCCAUAAGUAAUUAUUAUGUGGAUUCCUUGAUCAACCACGAGAGCGAGGAUGUCCUGGCGUCUCGUUUUCCGACUACUGCUCCGAUAUCCUCCGGCUCACGCCCGACGCCUCUCGUACCGGAGUGCGUGGAUUAUCCGUCGUGCAGCUUUGCCCCGAAACCACCAGUUUUCACUACCUCUUGGGCCCCUGGUCAUUCACAGUCGUCGGUGGUUUACCACCCGUACACACACCAACCUCACUUAGGAACGGACUCGAGGUAUGUCCGCUCGUGGCUAGAGCCUAUUCCUGGUACUGUGUCCUUUCCAGGCUAUGCAGCUAACAGCAGGCACUAUGGACUAAAGCCUGACGCCCUUCAGGAUCCCCGAACUACAGACUGUUUAGCUUCAAAUGGACGCACCUAUUCGGAUUAUGUCUACUGUUCGGCGGUCGACAUCAGGGACAAGCAGCAGAAUGCAUCUUCGCCCGAGUCUGAGAUCGUUUCUUCUGGAAAGCACAAAGACGAGAAAGCUGAACUGGACCCAAAUAAUCCCGUGGCCAACUGGAUCCACGCGCGCUCCACAAGAAAGAAGCGAUGCCCUUAUACAAAAUAUCAAACACUUGAACUCGAAAAGGAAUUUUUAUUCAAUAUGUAUCUAACAAGAGACCGGCGAUACGAGGUGGCCAGAGUGCUGAACCUGACGGAAAGACAGGUCAAAAUCUGGUUUCAGAACCGACGAAUGAAGAUGAAGAAAAUGAACAAGGAAAAGAGCGACAGCAAAGAAUAAAUGGUCCAAAACUUUUACUGAAUAUAGACUGAAGGAAAGAUUCAAAUUUUUUUGUCUUAAGUCUUAACAAUGAUCGCCUUCCUUGCAACAGGAACAGAAAACACCAAGACACAAUGAUAGUGAUCUUGAAAUGGUGUAAUUAUGAUUUCUUGUGACUGCAAUUUUACCAACCUUUGUUUGUAUUAACCCUAUAAGUAAUUGCACAUCUCAGCCAAUUUGGAUUUAGAUUACGUUUCUUGAUUUUACAUUCUUUAAGAAUUGCCCCAGGCAUAGAAGCAAGACAAUACUUGAAACCCUCAACGUCUAAACUUCGUAAUUUAUAAUUUUUACCUGAAUGUUUCUCCUAUGUGUGUUUUGAUUAUUUGUUAAAGGUGUAGAACUUUGAUAUUUUGUAACGAGUAACAUAGUUUGCGUCAAUGUGCUCUUGCUGUUUUUAAUGUAC
This is a messenger RNA of Neoarius graeffei (lesser salmon catfish), 2320 nucleotides long. RefSeq names its product homeobox C9a (gene hoxc9a). Gene Ontology annotation, biological process: embryonic skeletal system morphogenesis; anterior/posterior pattern specification; regulation of transcription by RNA polymerase II. Lineage: Eukaryota; Metazoa; Chordata; Actinopteri; Siluriformes; Ariidae. The record is from RefSeq and is a predicted model, not a curated record. Gene Ontology annotation, molecular function: DNA-binding transcription factor activity, RNA polymerase II-specific; RNA polymerase II cis-regulatory region sequence-specific DNA binding. The transcript is spliced from 2 exons. Gene Ontology annotation, cellular component: nucleus. The coding region runs from base 1099 to 1878 and encodes 259 amino acids.